AGCUGCUCCUGAAAUUAAGUUUCCGGAUGUAGCAGAACACCAUACACAUACAAAUGGAUAACAAUUAUGAAGAACUUUUGAAGGUUUUAAAGAAUCACUCGAAAAGAAACAGCAAUUUCGUGACAAGAUUAAAGCAAUUAAAACCACACAAGUCAAGUUGGAAACUCUGGCAAUAUAUCCCACUUCUAGGUGUGUCUUCAAAAACAGAGUUCAAACACCUACAGAUAGAAGCAUCACAGUCUGACGCUACAGAAACUGAACUCCAAAAUCAGGAGGAAACGGUUGCUGAAAUAAUUAAGGAUAUCAAGCAAAAACUACAAAUUGUUGAGAAUGAAACAGAGGAGGUGGUGAAAAUGCUAUUUCAGUAUGCCGGUGCAACAUUAGAAAGAGAGGAGGUGAAGCCUACUAUAGUUCAAGUAUACGAACGUGACGGGAAUACAGCUGAUUUUGUGACGUCAUUCAAGGAAAGUCUGCAAAAUAAGUUCAUACCUAUUAUAGUUCAAGAGGUGUCAGAAAUUGACAUUAACAAACCUAUUUUAAUAUUAUGCCAGAGAAGGUCAAGGUUGCUUCCAGAUGUUGAUUACUCGCGGGAACAUUUUAUAGAUUUUGAUGGCGUACGCGUGGCAAUUGUUGUCAUUCAUUGUAAAGAGGAGCACUCAUUGCCAACUACAUCGUCUCAACUUGCAGUAAGUGGAGAGGAGCAGUAUAAGAACGUAUGGUUUAUAGAUGUUGCAUUUACCAAGGAACUGAAAUUUUAUGAAUGCAAGAUGAACACCGAAGCUGUGAUGAAAUUAGAAAACUUUCUAACAAGUGAUAGUCCAGUUUGAAACCAUUUUAAAUAAUCGCUUUCGGAUUACAAGUAGCUUAUUUUUGCCAUCGUCUUCUCAUGAUAAAAAGUAUCUUUAUAUGAAAGCAUCUCUGUAUGUUGAAAAAAACCCUCCUGUAUGUUUUCGUUUGAUAGACAAAAUGUUAACGCACAAGUCAGUAAAAUAUUGUGUCUAUUACAAAAUUUUAUGUUUGAAGGAAAAACAGUAAUGCCGUAAUAAUAUAAUAAUAACAGUACUGUCGUGGAAUAUGUAGAUAAUGUUUGGACGAAGAAUAUUUUUGAGUUCUUAUUUGGUGCAAAAAAAAACAAGUUGAUGCAAGAAUGUUUUAUUUUUUGUUUAAGGCAAUAAUUAUUUAUUUAUUUAUUUAUUUGGGUUUAACGGCGCACCAACACAGUAUAGGUUAUAUGGCGCCAAACAGGACUACAAAUUUUGGUUCCACAUCUCAUUUACAUCGAAAUAAAAACAUGAGGUAUGGAAUCAAAAUUUGCAUAUUGUUUAUGGCAAUGCAAAAUGUGUCCAAAUUUUGUACAUUUUAACUUCACUUGAGCAGUAAGUAUUCGGGGUGAGCUGUUGUUUCCACUCACUGUUCAUCGUACAUCCUCGGUCCGUCCGCCAUCCGCCGACCCGUCCACGCGUCCAUGCACACUUUUCUUCGCAUAACAUCUCCUCUGAACCUAUUUGGAUAAAGAUGAUGAAACUUGUUAAACAUAGGGACCGCCAGACUUAAAAUAGAAAUAUCUUCAAAUAACAUAUCCUCUCAAACCACCGAUUUCAAAAUAAUUUCAUAGAAAUGUUCCUUACUUGGCACUACUAAGACUAUUAAAGUAUUACGAUAUGUAAAAAUG
This is a messenger RNA of Mercenaria mercenaria, 1672 nucleotides long. RefSeq lists its product as uncharacterized. The transcript has 6 exons. Bases 54 to 827 code for a protein of 257 amino acids. NCBI's taxonomy places the organism in Eukaryota, Metazoa, Mollusca, Bivalvia, Venerida, Veneridae. The record is from RefSeq and is a predicted model, not a curated record.